GCCGCUCAUAUACAGACCCUUCAGGCCCUACGAGCCGGACCUCGCGCACGACGCGGACACGGAGCGCGCCAGACCAAAACCAGUCGAAACUAUUACCCCUGAACAAGAAGAAAGAAACCCCGCACCCCAGGAGUCCGUACCUCCAAUCAAACCACCUGAUUCAUUUAAACAACAAGAAGAAUCAAGAUUCCUAGACAACCCACCAUUCCUACCUCCUAAGCCAAUCCCACAUUCCCCAAAAAUUUCCCCAUCAUCAAUACCCAAUCCAAAUCCAAGCGUAACAACUACAAAACAAGUUGAACCUGGUUAUCCAAAUUACGGUGGUUAUAUUUAUUCUAUACCCGGAUAUUCAGCGUUUCAACCGGUCUCCUACCCUGGUGUAGUUCAACCGUCCCAAGCCGCGUUACCCCAUCCCGAAUCAAAUUCAGAUUUCAUGCCAUUUCCAGUUCCUAAUAACAAUUCAAUACCAACAACGAAUCAAGAAGAAAAAACAAAUGAAUCAAAAACAAUAGACCCACAGCCCGCGACUGUAGAAAAUCCUAAACCGCAGACUGAUUUUGAAGCUAACUUCAGUCCUGCUGUAAUUCCAGUAACAUCUUUACCUGAAGUAAAAACAGAUCCAAUAACCGAAUCAAAAAUGAGUAUAACUUCACUCGUUCAAGGUUCCGGCGCAACAGUAACGAUACCAACACAACACAAAGAUGGUAAAAAGAAAACAAACGAACGAUUCAGCUUAAAAACUAGCAUUCCAAUAAGCAAAAUCGAUAUGAAAUGUGUCACCAACCCUCCAGAUGCAUUUCAAGUAAACAUAAAAAAGCCAAUCAAUCCUACGUUUCCAGCAAAAAACGACAGCAAUUCUAAAGUUGAAAUUCAAAGUAAUAUUGUUAUAAAAACCGCACAAUCAGAUUUGAAAAAAGCAGAAGAUGUAAAAGCAAUUCCAUCACCGGCUUCCAAUAAUAUAAGUACUUUGAUAAACGCUGCAGAAAUGAUCAAUAAAACGGAGACACAGUUUCAACCAAAUGAUUCUAAUCAACUAAAUCUAACACCAGAAUCAAAAGAAUUGACAUAUCCAUCUCAAAUGCCAGCAACUCAAAUGCUAUUCAACCCUAAUGUGGAAACAAAACCUUGUUUUGUUACUAAGCAACCAGAAGGCAAUAUAAAUGAUCAGAAAAAUCAAAUAUUAUUCAUUCAAAACAAAAAUCCUUCCAAUUCAAAGAUGUUAGUUACUAUCCAACAACAAAAUCAGCAAGUUUUAGUUCAAAGAACCAGUUUCGAUUCAAAAAACCUGCAAGCUCCUUCACGACUGUCCGGCCAAGGAAAGAAAAGUAAAGAUGAAAUUCUCAAAGACAAUGUAUCGUCCUCAAAAGUGGUUGCAUUAAAAAGAAUGCAUCAAGAAAACUGUGACGAAAAUGAUUUUGAGAAUUUAAUCACAGAAAAUCAAAUCUACGGCAACAAGAUUGUCGUGAAGGAGAAGUGCCAAGGAACCUCACAAGAGCAAGACUUGAAAGGUAAAAAAGUAAUAGAAAAACCUCCCCAAUCGGACACAAAGAACGUUGUACUACAACCAAACUUUUUGUACUUAAGCAAUGUUCAAUUCCCGGCAAAUGUAAUGAUGAUUAAAAAUAAUAAAACUAACGAUAACAAAGUAGUUAAAGCAUCAACAAAUGAAAAUAAAUCUGCCGAAGUGUCUACUGAUUCUUCAGUAAAGAACAAACCUCAAAACGUGACCCUAAAUAAAGAGGUUCAUGUAGUCAAAUCUAACAAUGUUCUACAAACUCUAUCUACUAAAAACACAGAUGUAUUCCAAGCGCCUAACCAAAAAGUUAUUAUGAAUCCCCAAAUAGUUUACCAAGUCCCUAUGAUAGUUGAAAACGAUAAAAAGAUUACACAAACAUUUGUUAAUAAUGAUCAUACUAAGACAGUCACACAAGAUGAAUUCCAAAAGCCAUUUGACCAACCAAAACCAAAUGAUAAACUGUAUAUCGCCUGCCCUUAUCAAAUGGAUUCCAAACUACAACCUAAAAUUGUCAUCACGAACAUACGCACCAAAGUGUCAAAAGUGGAAGAGAUCAGUUCACUGGACGUUUAUGAAAAGAAGAAACGGCUACGUAGAAUGAAAUAUUUAUCAAACCGUGACGGUAAAGAUGUACAGAAAUUUGAAAAGAAAAUAUUGGAUAACCUCAAAAACAUUAUAACACCAGAGAAAAUGAAAGCUGAGAUACACAAAGAGUUUACAAAUACGAGAAUUAAAGUACUCGAUUAUAAUACAGAUGAUAGUGAUUAUGACGAAGACGAGUUGAAAGAAUACAAUUCAAUUAUUAACGAUAACGAAAGCCCAAAAGACGUACAUGAAAGUACAAAAAUAGAUUUUCUAGCUGGACUUAAUUUGGCAACACAAAUAGUUUACAAAGAAAAAGAAUUAGAAAGAAUGGAGAGAAUAUUAAAAAGAGAUUCGAUAGCUGCCGCCUACAUCGCUGCGGGGAGAUUGGAUAAGAUCUUCCAUGAUAACACGGAACCUUCAACAGCUAUGUUGAAUUCAUCUCCUACAGUAACAAUACGACGGGCUGAUGUCAAUGACAACGAACAAGUCAGACAUCGAAAACAAAUGUUUCUGUCACAGCUGAGUUUAAUGCAUGUUACACCUAAAUAUAAACAGAGUUAUGAAAGAGCAUGGCGUGCAAUAGUCAGAGAAAGAAAACGUCGUAACGGCUGUUUGGAAACGGAUCUAAUUUUAAAACAACCUAAAUUAUAUUCGGAACCAACAGACUUAGACCCGAAUGGCCAGUUACAAAUGUUAACAGAAAUUAAAAAUCACGUCAGCGAAAAUAACAACCUAAUAAAGAAAAGAUUAGAUUCCUCCAGUGAAGAUGGAGACAGUAUUCGAUUAUUGGCAGAAAAGAAUUUUUCAGAAUUAAAUCGUUUAUCAAAGAUGGCCGACAGAAGUGUUAAACAUUUCAGUGGCCAGGAUACAAGAAAACGAGAUUUAAACCCAGGCUUCGAUAGCGAAAACAUCCAAAAAGCCAUACAAGAACAACCAUUUCACAAUUAUCCUAAUUUAAAUAUACCAAAUAUCUCUAAUAUAAUAUCAUUAAAAAGUACACAGAAUGCUUCAAAUAUAACUUCAUCGCAAGCAACGUCGAUGGAUGAACCACAAAACUCCGCGGCUGGUGUCAGAGAAAUGUAUGACGGAAAUAUAGACAGAGUCCAAGACUUUAGUUGUCAAGUGGAUGAUAAAUCUUGGCCGGGAAUAGAGGCUAUUAUAAGUAAUUAUAGAGAUUUUGAAAACGAUCGUAAAAAAGAAAUAGAUUCCCUAUACAAGCGGAAUACAGCGCUGCGAGUUGAAGCGGCGCAUAUAACUCGUUCGGCGUCGCGUGACGCGGAACGCGCGCGAUCUCUGUUGGCGGAAAGACAUAACCUCGCAUCAGAAGAAACCCGCGUUUCUCGUACAUUGCACAGAUUAUACUCAAUCAUUGAACUUGUCAAAAACUGUUAACUUUUUUUGUUUAAAAAUUAUUUUCCACACUAAUUUAUUAAAUUGUUUACAAAAUUGAUCGUUACGUGUUUUAAAUUAUUCAUUAAUUUAACUGUUAUCUAAUAUUAUUUUAAAAUCAAAGUGGAAUUUAGCUGUAUCAUACCUCCAAUACAGUUUAAAGGCUUUAUUCUAAAAAUCACUUAACAUUUACUAAGUAAAAUGUACAAAAUCAAUCAAAUAGCAGAAAAAAGAAAUGUACUGUAUAAUAAUUAAUUAUUAAAUGAGAAUGAACAUUUGAAAAAUGUUUUCAGAAUAAAUUAAAGUCAAUUCAGUCUAGGUAACCUGUAUUUCUAGUCCAUUUAGGUCUAGUCAUGUAACUAUCGUUAGUAAAUAAAGUAGGACCAUCGUUACUUAACGAAAAUGUUUUCUACAUCAAUAUAAAUGUACAAUAACGAUGUACAUAAAUUAAUUUAAUAAAAUCAGAAUUAGAGAUUUCUAAUUUAUUAUUGUGUAUUGAACAUUUUAUAAACAGCUUUCCUUUAAGGAAUAAAUGUA
Molecule: messenger RNA, 4027 nt
Organism: Papilio polytes (common Mormon)
Lineage: Eukaryota; Metazoa; Arthropoda; Insecta; Lepidoptera; Papilionidae
Exons: 5
Coding region: 434-3493 (1019 amino acids)
Source: RefSeq, a predicted model, not a curated record